Messenger RNA from Drosophila mauritiana, 845 nucleotides. RefSeq lists its product as uncharacterized. Bases 71 to 667 code for a protein of 198 amino acids. The transcript is spliced from 2 exons. Lineage: Eukaryota; Metazoa; Arthropoda; Insecta; Diptera; Drosophilidae. The record is from RefSeq and is a predicted model, not a curated record.
CCUUCGGCGUGAUUUCUACGUGGAUGAUCUUAUCUCCGGCUCAGGCACGGUAAAGGAUGCUAUCAGCAUAAUGCAACAGACGGCUGGCAUUCUUGCGAAGGGCAAGCUCAAGCUAAGGAAAUGGUGCUCUAACAUUCCGCUUGUGCUGGAGGGUGUGCCCGCCGAGGACAAGGAGUCAUUCAUGAAGUUUGAAGAUGGUAGCGAUUUCACCAAAACUUUAGGUCUCGCUUGGGAUCCCGCCUCCGACCAGCUAUUGUUUUCGUUCUCUGCCUUUCAGUCGCCACUGAGACCCUGCAGGCGCUCUGUUUUGUCUGCGAUUGCUAAAUUUUACGAUCCUCUCGGCCUGGUCGGUCCGGUAAUUACAAGGUGUAAAAUCUUUUUGCAGCAGCUCUGCAAGGAAAAGCUGUCCUGGGAUGAAAGCCUCCCGGAAACCCAUAACACGAAAUGGCUUGAUAUAUGUCGCAGUUUUGAAAUAAUAAGUCAUGUUAGUUUCCCUCGGUUUGUGUUUAGCGCAGAGACUGAUCUUGAGGUGCAUGGGUUUUGUGAUGCAAGCAUUGAUGCCUAUGGAGCCUGCGUUUAUGUGAUUUCUAAAGGGAAUCAAAGUUUUAGCCAUUUGCUUUGUUACAGUACCAAAGCUGGAGCUUUGUGGUGCGGAUCUUCUGGCUAAAAUCAUGAGGGAAAUAGUUGGCUUGAAAGUAUUUAAAGGACGCUACUAUUGUUGGUGCGACUCGACGGUGGCACUUUCCUGGAUCCGAGAUGAGCCCGCCAGGUUCAACAUAUUUGUGGCAAAUAGGGUUGCUGCCAUUCAGGAGCUGACAGAUGUCACGGCUUGGCGGUAUGUUCCA